AUGUCUUCUCCAUCAGAAAGACUUCCGCGCACCUCCCCAGAAGAGGUCGUGUCUCGCGAGGACUUUGCCUUGUUACAGAGCUUCCUACGAGUAGCACGCUUUUUGCAAGCGCAACCCAUCAAUUCAGAUCCCGCCUUAGCCCAGCACAUUGGCCACCGUGAGACAUCAAGCAAGGGAGACUCCGGCCAUAGUCAUUUGACGAACACACCGCCUAGCAUUGGGCAGACAGCUAGAUUGGACAAUGAUUAUGAUAACGACAACGACGACGAUGAUGACGAAGACGAUGAGGAGGAUGAUGAUGAUGAUGAGUACGACGAAGAAGUUGAUAGGCCCAGAAGAAUCGAUACCCGAUCUGCUCAGCGCGAGCGAUCCAACAGCCAACAAAAGACAACUAGGGCGUCGACUCAGCGUCGGCGCCAACAACAGGUACAGCAACAACAACAACAACAACAACAACAACAACAACAACAAAAACAACAGGAACAGGAACAAAGGCAGCUUCAACAACAGCCACAGCGUCCUCUACCGCCGCGGCGGCAGCGGCCCCAUGCUGCUGUCGAGAAGCGAUAUCGAUCCGUCCUGAACAGCAAGAUCCAGCAGCUCUCUGCCUCUAUCCCCUCAUCAAACGCCUUCAGCCUGACUGACCCUACAAGUGCAACACCCGUGAAUCCAGCAUCUGAGGAGGCGACGAAGCUGCCCACAAAGUCAGUCGUCCUCGACAGAGCUAUACAAUACAUCAAUCACCUCGUGUCCACGUACGAACAAUACGAGGCGGAUCAAAGCAACCUGCGGGGGAGAUUACAGCUCUGGCUCGACAAUAAUUCGCCGCCGGCCGUGGCAGAUAGCAUUAAGCUGUAA
Molecule: messenger RNA, 858 nt
Organism: Truncatella angustata
Lineage: Eukaryota; Fungi; Ascomycota; Sordariomycetes; Amphisphaeriales; Sporocadaceae
Exons: 2
Coding region: 1-858 (285 amino acids)
Molecular function (GO): protein dimerization activity
Source: RefSeq, a predicted model, not a curated record